CGACGUUAGAAAACUAUCGGCUAAAUAGUGUGAACGCACGGACAUCAUAUGCGCUGGUGUCAUCUCUAAUUGAAUAAUACAAUUUGACUUGUCUGAUACUAUUUUACUAAUAUUGCGCGGAACUAAAAGCGAUAUGUCGAACAAAAUUCAAGUUUCGCUUCCGGAGGAGGAACUGGAUUGGAUACAAUUGUGCCAGGAUCUGGGACCCGUUGCCGAGGUGGAAACGACUAAGGAGAAGCUGCAGCGCAAGAUCAAGGAGAAUCCGCUGGUUCCGUUGGGAUGUUUGGCCACCACGGCGGCGCUCACUGCUGGCUUAUACAACUUUCGCACUGGCAAUCGCAAGAUGUCGCAGCUGAUGAUGCGAACUCGUAUCGCCGCUCAGGGAUUUACCGUUAUGGCCCUAGUCGUCGGUGUCGUCAUGACAUACACUGAUAAAAAAUAACCAUAACGAUUAUAUUAUGGUCCUAAAUAUAUAGGCUGAAUUUUCAUUCAGUUGUAUUCUGUUUUUUUUUUAGUCCCAUGUUACAAAAAGCUACCACCUACGGUGCAAACUUAUAUAAAUGUUUAAAUAUACGUUAAUUUGUAUAUAGACAGUAUCUAAAAGAUACCUAUAGAUGAUAAUUUUAUAAUGUCUCAUUUUGUUGUACUGAAAAGAGGGAAAUUAACAAUCUUAAGGGGCUACUAUUAAUGUAAUAGUUUUAGCUGUGAUGAAUCAAUAGAUUCAAAUAAAUAAUACAUAUCAUCCAAA
Molecule: messenger RNA, 748 nt
Organism: Drosophila erecta
Lineage: Eukaryota; Metazoa; Arthropoda; Insecta; Diptera; Drosophilidae
Product: HIG1 domain family member 2A, mitochondrial
Exons: 2
Coding region: 134-442 (102 amino acids)
Biological process (GO): mitochondrial respirasome assembly
Cellular component (GO): mitochondrion
Source: RefSeq, a predicted model, not a curated record